Eriocheir sinensis (Chinese mitten crab) is the source of this 1504-nucleotide messenger RNA. Its product is annotated as hsp70-binding protein 1-like. Gene Ontology annotation, molecular function: protein binding. The transcript has 8 exons. NCBI's taxonomy places the organism in Eukaryota, Metazoa, Arthropoda, Malacostraca, Decapoda, Varunidae. Bases 271 to 1278 code for a protein of 335 amino acids. The record is from RefSeq and is a predicted model, not a curated record.
AGGCCCCGAGAAGGCCACGAGUAGUGUUGCCGCCUGACGAGGGCUGUUUUUGUCGCCCAGAGGCUGAGGGAUAUAAAACGUCCGCGCGGCGCUCAGGAAACCAAAGGAGCCUUGAAGAAACCGUACGUGGAACAGCAGGAUACAGCGUCUCUUGAGUGUCCCCUGAGGCAUUCUUCACCCCUUGGCAGUCGUGGGCGUUGCAGGUCACCGAGACACAGCCUUGGACCUAGCUUCCCAACUCUGGCUUUCAUUUCUCUCAUACAACCAUCCAUGGUCCAUAAAUUCAGCACCAUGUCAGAUGAUGGGAGAGGUCAGACCCCAAGACAACCUAGGAAUCUGCAAGGACUCCUGAAUUUUUGUACAGAAAUAACAGCAAGAGAAGACACAACACAGCCAACGAGUAUCCAGCAUUUAGAUCCCGAGCGACGCAGAUUUUUGGAGGAAGCUUUGAACUCACUCACCGUUAAUGUUGCCAAACAGCUGGCAGAGAGUGUCAAGAGCUUAUGUUGUGAGGCGGUAACAAUGGGGGGUGAGGACGUGACGGAACAAGAGGAAGCCAUAGCUAUGAUAGAGGAACACGCGGAUGACAUGAACUAUGCUAUUGACUUGUACAAGAUGGGAGCCUUCCCGGUGUUUGUGCGGUGCCUUGACUCCCCCCACUCCUCGCUGCGGGUGGGGGCUGCAGGGCUAAUUGGGGAUGUCUGUCAGAACAACCUGCAGUGCCAGCAAAGCAUGAUAACAUUAAAUGUUGUGCCACAGUUGCUCCACAUGGUUGAUGGAGAUGAGGAUAUUAAUGUGAGAGUAAAGGCUCUUUAUGCUCUGUCAUGCCUCAUACGUGACUUCCCAGACGGAGAGAAAGAGUUCAUGAAAGCUGAAGGUUUUUCUUAUCUGAUGCGAGCAAUGCAGUCUGGGGUGGAGAAACUUGUGGUCAAGUCUGCAUUUCUUCUCAGCAGACUUAUUCAAGGAAACGAUUCAUAUAAAGCCGAGUUGUUAUCCAUGGGGUAUGUGGAGCAGUUAUUCACCAUCCUCAGUAAUGAAGAAACGGACAACAUUUCACGGGAGCAUUGCACAGCAGCUCUGCUUAGCCUUGCGUCAUCCUAUCCCCCGGCCCUGGCUGAGUGCAUGAGGCCAGAAUUACACCUGAAUCAUCUCCUUACAACAAGGCUUAAGGAAAUCAAAGCCAAGCAAGAAUUACAAGAGGAGGAAGGCUACAUCAGCGAGCUUCUGAAGCUGAUGGAGAGACCCGAGGCUGAUGGGGAGGAGAACUCAUGCAGAUAAUUCUACUCACUUCCUCAUUAGCAUUUUAUGACCACUGCAUUAAUUUAUUAAAUUAUUGUUCUCCUAAAGGCAAUAGCACUAUAAAUCUAAUCACUACAGCAGUUCACUCCUUAAACAUUUGCAAAUGUAACAGUCUCACUCCAUGGAGAUAAUAAAUUUCCAUAAUGUUAAAUGUACAAAAUUUAUAGAUAUUUAAGUUUAACUUAAUAAAGAAUAUAUUUUAGUA